GUAGGUGGCAGUGUCUCUUUAAACUAAAAUAGUUUCACUGAAGAAGAAAGACGGGGACGAUAUGGGAGUGUGUAGUCUGUGCACAUAGGAAGAUUAAACACAAGAUAUCGUUUACCAGCAAUAUUUUUAAAAUGUACAACGUACGUUUGGUGUGUGGGCUACGUAGUAUUACACAGUGUAAAUCAAAGUUGCUCUCCGUUUAUUUCUGUGCAAGGGUUAAUCAGAAUGCAUGGAAUCGUCCUUCCAGUGCAGCGUUUAAGAGCAUGUUCGUAGCUGUUUCAAGAAAUGGCCAUCAACGUCUGCCUCAGGCUGAAGGCCUACGAAGGUCGUUUACAAGUACAGAAACUAAUAAGGUAUCACAACAAAACACAGUGCUGUAUGCGCAGGCCUCAGAUGCAAGACCUUCUGAAGAUGGAAGACUUAUCUACUCGGGGAAUCUCGGCAAAUCUGUUUUAGGUGUGAAGUUUUUCUCCUACUCCUGCAGCAUGUUCAGUGCCUCUGUCAUGCCAUACGUCAUGAUGAAGACUGGCCUCGGUGUUUCAAAUUUGGCCUUACAGGUGGCAUUUUGUGGAUUCGUCGGCUUUUUCACCUUCAUCACCCCUGUGCUCCUGCACUUCAUCACAAAAGGGUACGUGGUGCGCCUGUACCACAAGGAGGGAACAGACUCAUACACAGCCAUCACGUACAAUGUUCUACUAGUAGAGAAAAAGACUGUGUUUCAUCAGAGUGAUGUUAAGAUACCGGAUAUCAGCAAGAUGUUCACCACUUUUUAUGCAAAGAAGCAUUCCAUGAUGGUGAACCCUGAUUCCUUUCUACUGCCUCACGAUUACAACCACCUGAUGGGCUAUGACAAGCCCUUCACAUUCGAUGAGGAUGACCUAGACAAGCCAGAUAGAAAAUAGGCCAUGCGAUCAAAACUACAACAUGUGAACCUGAUCAGGAAGAUGCAGUAAGUUAAGAUUAAUGUGAAGACAUCAUUUUAAUAUGGGUUAUUCAUUACUAAAGGAGGGCCUGUAUAGUUGAGACUGAAGAACUGUACAUUCCUGCAAGUGAAACACUGGCUAACACAGUUUACCUCCUCAUUUGUCACAACUCUCAUUAAAAGAAUGUAUGGCUUCAUUUUCUCCAACAA
Clupea harengus (Atlantic herring) is the source of this 1132-nucleotide messenger RNA. It is a transcript of the gene tmem70, whose product is annotated as transmembrane protein 70. Lineage: Eukaryota; Metazoa; Chordata; Actinopteri; Clupeiformes; Clupeidae. Gene Ontology annotation, biological process: mitochondrial proton-transporting ATP synthase complex assembly. The record is from RefSeq and is a predicted model, not a curated record. Gene Ontology annotation, cellular component: mitochondrial membrane.